Molecule: messenger RNA, 981 nt
Organism: Sparassis crispa
Lineage: Eukaryota; Fungi; Basidiomycota; Agaricomycetes; Polyporales; Sparassidaceae
Exons: 10
Coding region: 1-981 (326 amino acids)
Source: RefSeq, a predicted model, not a curated record
AUGAUUGCGACAGCUCUUGCGGAGGAGGGUCCCUAUGCAUAUGUGACUUUUGAAGUAGCAAUCUCUGCUACGUGUUUUCUCAUAUGGGACACGAUCAUCCAUUUUUCGGAUGAGGUAGAAUACAUUUGGCAGCGGCCAAAUUCAUACGUGAAGUGGAUGUAUGUCUUCGUCAGACAUGUUCCAUACCUUGUACAGGGAUCUAUUCUUACCCUUAUUGCAUCCUCAUACACCGGGCGUGUGUGGUCACCCAAACAAUGCAGCGACUGGAUCAUUUACCAGGUAUCAACCAUGCAGGCCAUCACCAUGGCCGUCGACACGAUCCUCAUCAUCCGCAUACAUGCAAUGUAUAAUCGCAACAAAAUGAUCCUUUCCACUGUUUUGUUUCUUUUCUUAUUAGAGUGUGCGGGCAUGGUUACUGUACUAGCUCUCACCAUCCCAAAGAUGACGUUCACCACGGGGUGUAUCAUCACAUCUACGCCUUCACACUUUGUCGUCUUUUGGAUCCUGUCCUUGGUUUUUGAAACUGUUCUUUUUGCGCUGACACUCUUCAAAUUCUGGGGAAGUGUAACUUGCACUUUGGGGAAGCAUUCCGUUGUCUACGUGCUAUUCCGAGACGGAAUAUGGGCGUAUGCGAUCAUCUUCGUGGUCAUGUUGCUGAAUACUUUGAUGUAUGAUCUCGUCAAAAAUGCCCUCGCUGGCGUCUGUUUCUUUUGGGAGCUGGCUGUCAUGUCGUUCGCAGGUUCUCAUGUGUUGCUCAAUCUCCGGCGUCUUGCCACUCAAGUCCACACGAGCGAUCCCCUCACGACGUACUGGAACAGUCCAUCCGAAGGCGAGCUCACGCGGAUGGAAUUUCCACUUCGCACUGCUGGUCCCGGGCGAAACAUCGCCGCACACGGCGUCUGCUUCGAGCUUCAGCAUCUCGAGCGCCGAGAUACCGUCCCAUCCAACGAAGUACACGCAGACAGUAGAGGGAAGACAUGA